Messenger RNA from Babesia bigemina, 1398 nucleotides. RefSeq lists its product as hypothetical. The transcript is spliced from 6 exons. The coding region runs from base 1 to 1398 and encodes 465 amino acids. The record is from RefSeq and is a predicted model, not a curated record. Lineage: Eukaryota; Apicomplexa; Aconoidasida; Piroplasmida; Babesiidae.
AUGCUUGGCGCCACUUUUACACAUGUGCGCAGACAAUGUCGCCAUGAGGGGUUAAUACCAGGAUUCCACUCAACACAGUACCGUAUUGACCCUGCCUUCCUUCAUGCCACGAGUGGAAGGCGAUCUACGGUCUCGUGCGCCGCGGCGCCUAGACGCACGACGAAAAGUUCGAGAAUUCAAAAGGGAGGUGCAAAGAAGCCGCCUUCCAUGGGAAAGAACAAGGUUACCUUAACAGAUGAGCAGAAGCAACAGAUCGACGCAUUGGCUAAGGCUCAUAUCGAAGUCACGGAUUCACCCUCGUACAUCCAAAAACUUAAGCUCAACACCCACUCAGAGGAGUCGAGUCCAUACCUCACCCUCUUCGAAUCGGAGAAGCUGACGAAGGAUGACCUGGUUGGCAUCGACCUGCCUUUCGGAUUGGUGCCACCCGACCGGUAUGAGCUCUGGAAACUUUGUGGACACGUGUGCGACCCGCUGCCUGUGAUAAGCUCACAGUCUAUGACGCCGAAGCAGUUCACGCAGCGGCUCUUCGGCAAGAAUGAGCGAAUCACCAGAGAUGAGUUCAACUACAACAUCGAGUACAAGAUGCGUUUCUACGCACCCGGGUAUGGCGACAUAUUCUUAAUGGACAAGGUGCGAUGUUGGAGAGCGUGGUUCCUUUUCCGCGGGCUAAAGGAGGGGAGAGAGGACCUCCCAACCUAUCACAGCAUACACCAGAUCGCACGCCCCAAGGAUGAAGUGCCGCUCAGCGCGGCAAUGUUGAGUGUAAACUACGAGGUGAAUAGGCAGGGGGUACACCCAGCGCUGCUGGACAUGUUGUGGGACUUUUUCACGGACAACAACUCGGUGAUUAGACGUGAUGAAGUGACGGCAAAAUUAAAUUGGGUGGUCGACCGCCUACCCGACCUGGACCCAGGAGAGGGUAUUUCCCCAGACAAUUUCUACAAGAUCUUCAUCGAGCCUGCGCGCGAGUACCUUGCUAAGUUCGACAAGGAGGCGUUUGCAGUAGGUGCGAAUUUGAAAGCAAACAUGCUCCCACAGCGGCAGCAACUGCGCAAAAUCCACGAACAAAGCUUGCGGCAGAAGGUGCUGAGCAACAACAAAGCACUGAGACAGCGGUACAAAAUUCUAACCUCCGCCUACCUCGACGAGAUCCGAAGCAUGUACAAGGUGCCCACGCCAGAAUUUUACAAGCAAUACGAGCGGCGGCGACUCACAGGGUACUUCAACCUGCUUGCAGAUAUGCAAGAGCGCCGUAUGAGGAGACGGGCGAUGUCAAAGGAGAAACUCGACGAGCUAAAGGCCGCCAAAGCCGACGCUCCGGUUCAGAAGAAAAAGAAGAGAGAAAAGAAACCGUCGAAGCGGAACAAGAAAUUGGGAAGGGGAGUGAUGAAUUAG